This is a messenger RNA of Rosa chinensis, 2320 nucleotides long. Its product is annotated as rhamnogalacturonate lyase. Bases 51 to 2252 code for a protein of 733 amino acids. The transcript is spliced from 14 exons. Gene Ontology annotation, molecular function: catalytic activity; carbohydrate binding. Gene Ontology annotation, biological process: carbohydrate metabolic process. The record is from RefSeq and is a predicted model, not a curated record. NCBI's taxonomy places the organism in Eukaryota, Viridiplantae, Streptophyta, Magnoliopsida, Rosales, Rosaceae.
AAGCCUAGCCUUUUGUUUAUUGUUCACGGAAGCUUGGCCAAAAAGUUCACAUGUCGACCUUUCCUGUUGGAUUAGGCAAAGGACCAAUCCGCACCAUUUUUUCGCUUUCCACAAUAACAUGGAUUUCGGCAAAGUUGGGUACCAUGAUUCUCCUCCUCUUCUCCAGCCAGACAUUUCUGGAUGAAGAUCUAUUCAUCCAAGCCACUACUUCAGAAAAUACAACAGGCCUGCAACUGCAUAUCUUCAAUCAAUAUGUGGUCAUGGAUAAUGGCAUUCUCCAAGUCAAUCUUUCAAAACCAGAGGGGAUGGUUACUGGAAUACAAUAUAAAGGCAUCGACAAUCUGCUUGAAGUUCUUGAAGAUGAAACCAAUAGAGGGUACUGGGAUAUGGUUUGGUCUGCACCAGGAAUUACGAGAAAGAAAGGCGCAUUUGAUAGGAUGGAAGGAACAAAUUUUACGGUUAUAGUGGAAACUGAGGAUCAGAUAGAGCUUUCAUUCACCAGAAUGUGGGAUCCCUCUUUAGAGGGCAAAGUUGUCCCUUUAAACAUAGACAAAAGGUUCGUGUUGCUUCGUAACUCGUCGGGUUUCUACACUUACGCCAUUUAUGAACACUUGAAGGAAUGGCCUGCUUUCAACUUGACCAACACCAGGACUGUGUUUAAGCUCAGAAAAGACAAGUUUCAUUACAUGGCAAUAUCAGACAGCAGGCAAAGACACAUGCCCCUUCCCGAUGAUCGAUCAGAAAAAAGAGGGCAAGCCCUGGCUUACCCGGAGGCGGUCUUGCUCGUCAAUCCGGUCGAGCCAGAGUUCAAAGGAGAGGUGGAUGACAAAUAUCAAUAUUCGGUUGAGAACAUACAUAAUCGGGUGCAUGGAUGGAUAGCAAAUGACUCACAGGUUGGAUUUUGGCAGAUUACUCCCAGCGAAGAGUUUAAAUCUGGAGGUCCCUUCAAGCAGUGCCUUACUUCACAUGUGGGACCCAUCACCCUUGCCAUCUUUCAUAGUACCCAUUACUCAGGAGGGGAACUGAUAUUACAAUUUGGGUCCAAUGAGCCAUGGAAGAAAGUGUUUGGCCCAGUUUUUUUCUAUCUUAAUUCUUUGGGUGAUGGAGCUAACCCUUUCCAGUGUCUAUGGGAGGAUGCUAAGCAACAGAUGAACGAUGAAGUUGAAAGGUGGCCAUAUGAUUUUCCAGCUUCAAAGGACUUUCUGUCGCCUAAGCAACGAGGAACAGUUAGCGGCAGACUAUUGGUCCGCGAAAGGUAUGUUACGGAUGAUAAAGACGUACCGGGAAAUGGAACUCUGGUAGGCUUGGCAGCUCCAGGAGUUGUUGGAUCAUGGCAGUUAGAAUGCAAGGGUUACCAAUUCUGGACCAAAGCUGAUAAUGAUGGCUACUUCUCUAUUCAUGGCGUACGCCCAGGGACCUAUAAUCUUUAUGCAUGGGUUCCUGGUUUUAUUGGUGAUUACCGAGAUGUUUCUGAAAUUGUUGUAACUCCAGGUCUUAUUCUACUUCAAUCUUUUUAUUUUAUAUAUGUAUUGUCAUACAUAAUUUUUGGUUUAUCUUAUACUAAUGUAAAUUACGCUGCAGAUGGUGAUGUUGAUGUGGGUACACUUGUAUAUGAGCCUCCGCGAACUGGCCCAACUCUGUGGGAAAUAGGCGUCCCCGAUCGAACUGCAGCAGAAUUUUACGUCCCAGAUCCUAAUCCAAAGUACAUUAACAAACUCUACGUCAACACUGACAGGUUUAGACAAUAUGGAUUGUGGGAAAGAUAUGCAGAGUUAUAUCCUGACAAUGACUUGGUUUACACAAUUGGAGUUAGCGAUUAUAGAAAGGAUUUCUUCUUUGCUCAGGUUACCAGGAAGACAGGUAAUAACACAUACAAAGGAUCAACAUGGCAGAUUAGGUUUAACCUAGACAACGUGGACAAGAACACUACCUACAAACUACGAGUAUCACUUGCAACAGCACAUGUUUCUGAAUUACAAGUUCGGAUCAAUGACCCCGAUUCAGAGAAUGAUCCUCUAUUUACUACCGGACAGAUUGGGAACGACAACACGAUCGCAAGGCAUGGAAUUCAUGGACUGUACAGGCUAUACAAUGUGGUCAUUCCAAGCGCUCAGCUAGUCGACGGGAACAAUACCAUAUUUCUAACUCGAGAAUUGAGUGUCAGCCCCUUUCAGGGAAUCAUGUAUGAUUAUAUUCGUUUAGAAGGCCCCCAAUCUUCUAAUGACAACAAUAAUAUUGGAUUUAGUUCAUAGAAAGAAAUAAGAAAUUAAUCAUUCAUUUUACUAUGUAGCCACUAAUCUGAUAGUAUAGAAAAGAAUUU